Molecule: messenger RNA, 4703 nt
Organism: Linum tenue
Lineage: Eukaryota; Viridiplantae; Streptophyta; Magnoliopsida; Malpighiales; Linaceae
Source: the annotation of a GenBank genome assembly
UGACUGAAGUAGCUUAUGAUACACGAAACUCCAUUCAUUACACAGUCUUUGUACGUACGGAUUAGCAGUUCUAUAAGCAUUAAUCCAGGAAGAGGCAAGAUACAAGCACUGCAUCACAACUUAACAGCAUUCAUCUCCAGUAGUUAAAACACGGUGCUACAACUUAGCAGUAUCAUGCUCGGUAGUUAUACUAAGCCACAACUUCAACUGCAUUCACCCUCCACAGUUACGCUACGCUACAACUUAUCAGAAUUCAGCAAAAGGAGUUACUCUGUACAACGGCCAUUGAAAGGCAGUGUAAGCUCCCUGGAUGCUUGUUUGGUCACAGCUCAUUGGAGUAAAGACACUCAUCAACGAGUUGGCGGAGAUUAGGAUUCUCUAAGGCUGCAGCAAUUCUUUCCUUGUCAUUUAACUGCUUAUUAACUGCUUCUUCAUCCGCAUGAGAUCCAGGGGAAACUUUUAUGUCAACCUUGUAAUGAGGAGGGAAACAUUCUUGUAACUUCACUCUAAGGCACAGACCAAUUACCGUCGCCAUGCUGCAAUGCUGUAUGGUUGGAGUGAAUAAAAGACUCACAGGAUGCGGCCCAGCUUAUCAUCGACUGAAAUGGAUUCCUCCGACAAUACACUGAGCUGCUCCAAUGAAUAUGGGUGCUCCGGAUCUCUUAUAUCCCUCACGAUAUCAUAGAUGUCGAGUGGAUCGACGGCGUCGCAGCAGUGGGAAUCUUCGCAUCGGGCGACCCUUUCCUUUUUAGCGUGGACGAUUGGGUUCGCAUUGAUCAGACCCAGAGUCAUUUAUCUCUUUCUCUCCUUCAACUCCUCUUCGUCGUCUUCCUUGCGGUCUCUCUCGUUCUCCGGUGAUCUCUUCGCUUCCCUUUACUUCUCAACCAUUUCUACUUUACUCAACUUCUCAAGUUGACGGACACAUUCUCCGCCGCAGUCGGGUUUUCUGAUUCCGGGGCCCAUUCGACGGCCGACACGUGUUCUACGGUUCAUCUGUCCGGUUUGAGAGUCAAGUUGACUGGUCAACUCUGGCCACAUAAGCCUCUUGGAUGGGUCCCAUUUGUUUGAGGCGAACACGUCGUCGUUUUCCUGCGUCCGGCAAAUGGAUCUUCGGGCGGAUUUGAGCUGGCCGGGUUGGCCCAUUUACCGACGAGCGUCUAGCUUCGGUCUGCAAUGAAAUUGUGAUCGGAGAAGGGAAGAUCAGGCGGAGGCGAAGAGCGGGAGGGAAAUAUGGUGCACAGUGCCUAUGAUUCCUUUGAGCUCCUCCGAGGCUGUCCGACGAAAAUCGAUGCCGUCGCGUCCUACGCUUCGAAGCUCUUCCUCGGCUGCACCGAUGGCGCGCUACGAGUCUACGCCGCCGAAUCCGAUCGAUCUUCUUCGUCGUCGGAUUACCUCGGCCAAGUGCAAGAACUUCGAAAGGAAGGAUACGCCCUGGAGAGGACAGUGAACGGAUUUUCCAAGAAGACUCUGUUGUCAAUGGAGGUACUGGCAUCGCGGGAGCUGCUCCUCUCGCUCUCUGAGUCGAUCGCUUUCCACCGCCUCCCUAAUUUGGAGACUUUCGCUGUGAUCACCAAGGCCAAAGGCGCCAAUGUUUACUCCUGGGAUGAUCGCAGAGGCUAUCUCUGCUUCGCGAGGCAGAAGCGAGUCUGUAUCAUCCGCCACGAUGCAGGACGAGGAUUCGUGGAGGUGAAAGAAUUUGGAGUGCCUGACACGGUGAAGUCGAUGGCCUGGUGUGGCGAGAACAUAUGUAUUGGAAUUAAGAAGGAAUACGCGAUACUGAACGCCACUAGUGGUGCAUUGAGCGAGGUGUUUCCUUCUGGUAGACUGGCUCCGCCUAUGGUCGUCUCUCUUCCUUCGGGAGAACUUCUUCUUGGCAAGGAGAAUAUUGGAGUAUUUGUGGACCAAAAUGGCAAGCUUCAUCAAGCUGAAAGGAUUUGUUGGUCGGAAGCUCCCUCUGUCGUUGUGAUUCAGAAACCGUAUGCUAUUGCCCUGCUCCCAAGACGUGUUGAGAUAAGGUCUCUUCGAGUCCCAUACCCAAUGAUUCAGACCAUUGUUCUUCAGAAUGUUCGUCGUCUUGUUCAGAGCAAUAAUGCAGUAAUUGUUGCGCUAGAUAAUUCUGUGCAUGGACUCUUCCCUGUUCCUGUUGGUGCACAGAUCGUGCAAUUAACAGCAUCUGGAAAUUUUGAAGAAGCUUUGGCAUUGUGCAAGUUACUUCCUCCAGAAGAUGCAAGCCUUCGAGCUGCAAAGGAGGCAUCCAUUCAUAUAAGAUAUGCCCACCAUCUUUUUGAUAAUGGGAGUUAUGAGGAUGCUAUGGAGCACUUUUUAGCUUCCCAAGUAGAUAUCACCUAUGUACUUUCUAUGUAUCCGUCAAUAGUUCUUCCCAAAACAACUUUGGUUCCUGAAAUGGACAAGGUAGUGGACAGUUAUCCAGAUGCUAUGCAUCUGUCAAGAGGUUCUUCUGGUGCAUCAGAUGAUAUGGAUCCCUCAUCUGCUUCACAUUUUGGCGAUUUUGAUGAGCAUUCCGCACUUGAGUCCAAGAAGAUGAGCCAUAAUACUCUCAUGGCUCUCAUCAAAUACUUACAGAAACGCAGAUACAGUGUAAUUGAAAAGGCUACUGCCGAGGGGACAGAGGAGGUUGUUUUAGGUGCAGUUGGUGAUAAUUACGGACAUUAUGACUCCAGUAGGGUCAAAAAGUCUGGCAAGGGGCGUGGUAAUGUCGCCAUUAACUCAGGGGCUAGAGAAAUUGCUGCUAUCCUGGAUACUGCACUACUCCAAGCACUUCUGCUUACUGGACAGUCUUCAGCUGCUGUAGAAUUACUCAGAGGCCAUAAUUAUUGUGAUCUGAAAAUAUGUGAGGAGAGUCUUCAAAAGAGACGUCACUAUUCUGCUUUGCUGGAGCUUUAUCGAAGUAAUGCCAUGCACCGUGAAGCUCUGAAGCUUCUGCAUCAAUUAGUCCAAGAGUCAAGCUCAGGCCAAUCUGAGGUUUUGCAUAAGUUCAAGCCUGAGGACAUUCUAGAAUAUCUCAAGCCUCUCUGUGGAACAGAUCCUAUGCUUGUUCUAGAGUUCUCAAUGAUCAUUCUCGAAAGGUGUCCAACACAAACAAUUGAGCUGUUUUUAUCUGGGAAUAUACCUGCUGAUUUGGUCAACUCUUAUCUGAAGCAGCAUGCUCCAAACAUGCAAGGAAGGUAUCUAGAACUGAUGCUCGCAAUGAAUGAAAGUGCCAUAUCAGGAAACCUGCAAAAUGAAAUGGUGCAAAUCUAUCUCUCUGAAGUUCUUGAUUUGCAUGCGGAAUUAACUGCCCAAAAGAAAUGGGACGAGAAGGCUCAUUCCCCGACGAGGAAAAAGUUAUUAUCUGCUCUAGAAGGCAUAUCAGGAUAUAACCCUGAGGCUUUAUUAAAGCGUCUUCCUCCUGAUGCAUUGUAUGAAGAACGUGCAGUUUUAUUAGGAAAGAUGAACCAGCAUGAACUUGCCUUAUCCCUCUAUGUACAUAAGCUUCAUCUACCUGAUCUGGCAUUGUCCUACUGUGAUCGCAUUUAUGAGUCUGCUACUCCACAACCUUCUACUACAAAUUCUGGCAGUAUAUACCUCACGCUUCUACAAAUCUAUCUUAAUCCCAGUAAGACAACCAAGAACUUUGAGAAGCGAAUCACAAAUAUAGUAGCUUCUCGGAGCACCAGCAUCCCUAAGGCCAGUUCUGUGAGUGGAACCAAGACUAAAGGUGGCCGUGGAGCGAAGAAAAUUGCUGCAAUAGAAAUUGCAGAUGACUUGCGUAUGAGUCCAAGUGGCACUGAUAGCAGCAAGAGCGAUGGUGAUACAGACGAAAUUAAUCCGGAAGGCAGUUCUACCAUAAUGCUUGAUGAGGUGCUUGAUCUCUUGAGCAAAAGGUGGGACCGAAUAAAUGGUGCCCAAGCCCUCAGACUUUUACCCAGGCAAACAAACUUACAGAACUUGCUGCCGUUUCUUGGACCUCUACUGAGGAAAUCAAGUGAAGCGAACCGGAACCUUUCAGUAAUCAAGAGUUUGAGACAGAGUGAGAACCUGCAGGUAAAAGACGAGCUGUACAAGUAUAGAAAAACAGUCGUGAAGAUCAGCAGCGACAGCAUGUGCUCCCUUUGCAACAAGAAGAUCGGAACAAGUGUGUUUGCUGUCUAUCCCAACGGGAAAACAAUCGUCCAUUUCGUUUGUUUCCGGGACUCCCAAAGUAUGAAGGCCGUCACUAAAGGUACAACACCACCUCCUAGAAAGUGGUGACAUAUUUUUUUUCAGACAGGAUGUUUCACGACAUCAGCAGAAAACCGCUGAUACAUCAUCAGCUUUGAGAUGGUAAAUACCGGAGAGUGCAUUGCCCUUCACAUGAAACUGCUUUUUCGGCCUGUGAGAGAACGAUACUGAAUUGGCACGCUUCGAGAUGCUUGUUCUUCAAGGGCUUGUUGGUUAUCAAUUUCUAAGUUUGAUGGCUUUAUCGGUGUGGGGGAAGUUUACUUGCCUGUGUUGUAUGUCUUGCAGAGUUUGUUCCUUCGAUUUCCGUUCUUCUGAGUGAAGUCCCCAUUGACAAAACGAAUGGCAUAGUGUUGUUGAUAGAUCGAUAUACGUUUUGUUUGUACUUACGUGCUUGUGCAAAUGCAAAUUUCUGUGAGCGGCAUCCAAAAUAUGGUACCGUUUCAGGACUGAUAUUUUGUUACCAAACAACGCAAUAGAAGCAC